This is a messenger RNA of Elgaria multicarinata webbii, 4961 nucleotides long. It is a transcript of the gene ZMYND11, whose product is annotated as zinc finger MYND-type containing 11. Gene Ontology annotation, cellular component: nucleus. Bases 315 to 2225 code for a protein of 636 amino acids. Gene Ontology annotation, biological process: regulation of transcription elongation by RNA polymerase II; regulation of signal transduction. The transcript has 18 exons. Gene Ontology annotation, molecular function: transcription corepressor activity; DNA binding. The record is from RefSeq and is a predicted model, not a curated record. NCBI's taxonomy places the organism in Eukaryota, Metazoa, Chordata, Lepidosauria, Squamata, Anguidae.
CGGUGGCUUCAUCCUUAAACCCUGUUUACCCCAGAAAGCUAGAAGUGUGGACAGACAGGAGAGCAGAGAGAAAAAUUCAGACACAAUAAAACUCCGAUGGGGGGAAAAAAUAUGUAGGAGGAGGAGGGAGCCGCGGCCUGGGGAAAAGGAUUGAAAAGUUUCGCCUGGGUUAACUUCUCUUCCUCCCCCAGCAGCAACAGAAAGAACAGCCGCCAAGAGCACAAGUAUCCCAGCAUCUCUGAAGUCUACAUAAAUCUUUGACCUUCAUCAUCCUAAGCCCCUGACAAUCUUUGAAUUAAACAAGUAAAGGGGUCAUGGCACGCUUAACGAAACGACGGCAAGCAGAUACAAAAGCUAUCCAGCAUCUUUGGGCGGCUAUAGAAAUAAUCCGAAACCAGAAGCAAAUUGCUAACAUUGACCGUAUUACAAAGUAUAUGUCUCGGGUUCAUGGUAUGCAUCCCAAAGAGACCACACGUCAGCUUAGUUUAGCAGUAAAAGAUGGCCUUGUUGUUGAAACUUUGACUGUGGGAUGUAAAGGAUCAAAAGCUGGUAUUGAGCAAGAAGGAUACUGGCUUCCUGGAGAUGAGAUUAGAGGCCCUGGAGGAAUGGCAUCAGAGGAGCUACCAGACAAGAAUUUAGGAGGAAAGGCCUACAGUAUGCAGCCUUUCUCCCGGACAACAGCAAAAAUCAAGGACUGGGAGACAGAAACUCAUGACUGGUAUUGUUUUGAAUGCCAUUUGCCUGGAGAGGUGUUGAUAUGUGACCUGUGUUUUCGUGUAUAUCAUUCCAAGUGUUUAUCUGAUGAGUUCAGGCUUAGAGACAGCAGUAGUCACUGGCAAUGCCCAGUUUGCAGGAGCAUUAAGAAGAAGAACACAAGCAAACAAGAGAUGAGCACGUAUUUGCGUUUCAUUGUCUCCCGUAUGAAGGAACGAGCUAUCGAUCUGAACAAGAAAGGCAAGGACAACAAACAUCCCAUGUAUCGUAGGCUGGUCCACACAGCCGUUGAUGUUCCAACUAUACAAGAGAAAGUAAAUGAAGGAAAAUACAGGAGUUACGAGGAGUUCAAAGCGGAUGCUCAACUGCUUCUACACAACACAGUGAUUUUUUAUGGAGCAGACAGUGAGCAGGCUGAUAUAGCCAGGAUGCUUUACAAAGAUACCUGCCAUGAGCUGGAUGAACUUCAGCUUUGCAAGAACUGUUUUUAUUUAUCAAAUGCACGUCCUGACAAUUGGUUCUGCUAUCCUUGUAUACCGAAUCAUGAGCUGGUAUGGGCAAAAAUGAAAGGUUUUGGAUUCUGGCCUGCCAAAGUCAUGCAAAAAGAGGACAAUCAGGUUGAUGUUCGCUUUUUUGGCCAUCACCACCAGAGGGCCUGGAUCCCUUCAGAAAACAUUCAAGACAUCACAGUUAAUAUACAUCGGCUGCAUGUAAAACGCAGCAUGGGCUGGAAAAAAGCAUGUGAUGAGCUAGAACUACACCAGCGUUUCCUUCGGGAUGGCAGAUUCUGGAAAUCAAAGAAUGAGGACAAAGGAGAGGAGGAAGCAGAGUCCAGCAUCUCUUCCACUAGCAAUGAACAGUUAAAGGUUACUCAGGAACCAAGAGCAAAGAAAGGAAGACGUAAUCAAAGCGUGGAACCCAAAAAGGAAGAGCCAGAGCCUGAAACUGAAGCAGUUAGUUCAAGCCAGGAAAUUUCCACAAUGCCUCAACCCAUUGAAAAAGUUUCAGUCUCAACCCAGACCAAGAAAUUAAGUGCCUCUUCUCCAAAAAUGCUGCAUCGGAGUACCCAGACCAAUAACGACGGAGUGUGUCAAAACAUGUGCCAUGACAAAUACACCAAAAUCUUCAGCGACUUCAAAGAAAGAAUCAAGGCUGAUCAUAAGAGGGAAACUGAGAGGGUUGUGCGAGAAGCUAUUGAGAAGCUGCGUACAGAAAUGGAGGAGGAAAAAAGGCAGGCUGUGAACAAAGCCAUUGCAAAUAUGCAGACAGAGAGUGACAGGAAAACGAAGCAGGUGAAGGAGAAGUGCAAAGAAGAGUUUUUAGAAGAGGUUAAGAAGCUAGCCAGCCAGCACAAGCAACUGAUCUCCCAGACCAAGAAGAAGCAGUGGUGCUACAACUGUGAAGAGGAGGCCAUGUAUCACUGCUGCUGGAACACUUCCUAUUGCUCCAUCAAGUGUCAGCAGGAGCACUGGCAUGCUGAACACAAACGCACCUGCCGCCGAAAGAGAUGAAAGCUCCGUUCCCCUGCGAAGGAGUCCCCCUGGCUUAGUGCUGUCCUCUGACGCAGCAGGUUUCUUUUGGGGGUGGGGGAGUGUUUUUAAAGUUCGUUUCCAAGGAGUUAGAAUUGUUAGAAUUCGCUCCCCGGUUUUAUUUUAUUUUUUGCACCAGCCUUUAAAACACUUUUUCGUAAAGAACUUUUUGCACAGUUAAAUUUCAGUCUUGUAUUUUAAUGCUCCACUCAAAUUGUUCUUCCCUCCUCCUCUCCCCCACCCCCCAAUUUCUUUUGUGACAGUAAGGCAAUUUGAAUCUCUGCUGGAGCACAUUACUCUUUGGUAAAUUUUAACCUAGGAAAUUUGUUGAGUUUUCAGCAAAUUAAAAAAAAAAUGAAAGCAAAGUUUUUAGGUUUCAUAGAGACUAAGAAAUAUAAUGACAGGAACAUUUUAAAGAGAUCUGAAUGUAAGAAGUUUAAAAUGUUUAGAAAAGAAGAAGAAAAAAGCAUACUACCUGGAUGUAACACUUACCUGUUAAUCACAUGAGCUGGUUUUGUUCAGCUUAAUUUACUGUUUAAAGGCAUUAUCUAUUGGUUUGCACCAGUGGGUAUACGAUUGAAUUUUGGGAACAGGGUUGACACAGCAGGUACUUGUCCUGCAUAUUUUUUCUUAAACUUUUUUCCCAAUUGUGUUUGUUUCAUUAUUAUUUUUCAAUAUAUAGCUUUUAUAACAAAAAAAAUAUUAGCUUUGAUCUUAUCGCUUAAAAAUCACAGGGGACUGGGGUAGACUUUUGCUGAGCCGGAUCGUAGAGGAAAAAAAAAUAUUUAAAUUUUAAAUUUACAUUUUUGCACAUUUCAUCCUCCUUCUUACAUGAAUGCUUGUAAAAAAAAAAGGCCAAAAAAGAAGAAAAACACCACAAUUCUACAUUUAGACAUAUAUGGAGCUAUAAGGAUGAGGCAUAAGAAGAAAACAGGCGUAAUAAUUUGUCCCCUUGCAGCCCACUUCCCUACCAUAUGGAAUGUUAUUUGACUGACCGUUAAUCUACAUUGCUUAGUCAACAGUAAAUUAAUUAAAGUUGGGGGAUGGGGAAGCACUUAGCUUUCACAGAAGCAAUUAUGUCUGUAAUAAUUGGUUAUCGCCAUCUCUAUACUUAGAAUGAAGAAUAAUGCAUGUUAAUUUUCCUGUAUUAAAGAUGCUGUGAUUUGUAAAAAGUCUGUCUUUUGCGGAAUGUCUGGAUAAAGAAGCGUUACCAAUAGGAAUGGAUCGAUAGUUGAAAACUGAUUGCCCACCCGCCAUCUUUCCUUCCUCUUGUUUAUUUUAUGUAAAGGUAUAUAUAUAAAUUGCAUCCAUGUUCAGAGACAAUUUUUUAAUAAUAGGUGUAAAGUUUAUUUAACCAACUUUUUCUUUUAAAGCAUCUCACCAUUUUAAGGUUCUUUCAAAAAGGUGGUCUUAGACUCAACUAAUUCCCGUUAAUAAUUUAGCCAUUUUUUUCAAGUUUGAAAAAUAAUUUGUAAAUAUUUAUUUAGACCUUGGAUAUUUAUUGAAAGCGAUGACACAAUGGAAAUAAUGGGAACGGAAGAACCGGGAGGAAAAGCUUUUUCUUUUCUUUUAGUUUUUCUGGAUUUUGUCAGGGUCAAUAUGAAGAUGAAGCUCAUACUAAGCUUCUGUGAUCUGUCAGUACAAUCCAGAUCAUAAACAUACAAUGGUGAUUGGAAUAGAGUAGGUGCUACCAGAUAAUUUCCAGGACAAGUUUUCAAAAUUCAGACCGCACUGUCUGAAUUUAAAUUGGACACAGUAGUAAGAUGAAGUCACGAAGAGUCGGAAGCGACUGAACGAAUAAACAACAACAAGUAAAAUGGUAACUUUAUCCCCAAUCCAGAGAUCUUUUGCACAUGCAAAUAUGCAUAUGACUCUUACAUGCGAUAAGCUGCCCCAUUCAAUCUGGUGAGAAAAGUACAUUCACAUAUGCAUAGGAAAGCACAUGUCAACUUGCUUUCUUCAUUGAAAUGAAUGGCUAAGCUAUUGCUGUCAGAACUCCAUACAAGCAUUAGCACUUCUAGUCCCAGAGAAGGAUCCUAGGUUGGGCUGAAUAUCUGCUAACUUUACCUUGGCACCUAAUAUCCUUAAUAAAUGAGUAAUCAAUAGCUUUUUUUGCUCUGUGUUGUGACUGUAAAGGAAGCCAUCACCCCUACUGCAAGCGCAACAAAGAAUGCACCCUUUGAUUAAUUUACAAUUCCUAAAAAAAGAAGAAAAAAACUUCGGUCCAACCCUAUAAAAGCAAGUUUUUGUGAAAACUCUCUUUUUUUGGUGUAAAAUCAUUCCAGGAUAUGUAAUAUUUAACUGAUAGCUGCAUGAAAGUAAGGUUCGUGUUCUUUUGGCUUUUAUUUUAUUUUAUUUUUUGUCUCUGUUGACACAGUUGCACAUUUUCAAGUUACUACAGCGUGAAAACUGCGUGUUUUUUUUUAAAAAAUCAACAAAAGAACAGCAACAAAAAAAUUGUGGCCUGGUUUUGUAUAAGUUUUAGGGGGAAAUAUCAUUGUUUUAGGAAUCUUGAUUUUAAAAAUACUUUUUUUCCCUGCAAAUCAUAAAGCUAUAUUAAAGUGUUGAGCUUAGCCACUAUGCACAUUGUAAUUUACUCAUUGUGGCUGUCCAGUUCUAUGAUGCAUUCUGGCAUUUUGUAAGCUGCUCUGACUAGCAAUAUAUAGAGUCAUUAAAUGUGUUAACAUUGGUUAAUAAAUGUAUUUGAAAAGACAACAA